Medicago truncatula (barrel medic) is the source of this 3090-nucleotide messenger RNA. RefSeq names its product mechanosensitive ion channel protein 10. The transcript is spliced from 5 exons. Gene Ontology annotation, biological process: monoatomic anion transport; detection of mechanical stimulus; transmembrane transport. The record is from RefSeq and is a predicted model, not a curated record. Lineage: Eukaryota; Viridiplantae; Streptophyta; Magnoliopsida; Fabales; Fabaceae. Gene Ontology annotation, molecular function: mechanosensitive monoatomic ion channel activity. Bases 539 to 2788 code for a protein of 749 amino acids. Gene Ontology annotation, cellular component: plasma membrane.
GUAGGCUGCAAUCCCUGUUUAACAACUUAAUUGAUAUAAAUAUCGUACUUAAGAGAAGCUAAUCCAUUGUCAUUAACACUUCAAGUUCUGCUUUUCUGCUCUAACUAAGAUUUGGCUUAAAAUUAACCUCCCUGUCCCUGAAACAUCAGGGUUCUUUGUUGACCAAGCCACUUUAUAUGUAUAUCUUAUGUAAGUACUGCUACCUUUUUAAUACUUUCAAUCUAAAUGAUCAUAUUAAUCAAAAGGGUCAUUAGAUUCCUAGUCCAAACUGAACUUCUUCAUACAUACAUGCGUUUCAACCUUUUCCAGCGAACUUUUUGGAGACACAACUAGUUUCAUGUUCUUGUAUUUAUUUAUAAUAAUAAUAGUACUAUACUACUAAUACUAUAUCUGUAACUUGCUCCAUUGUAUUUAUUUAUGUAAUUUCAUUUAUAGUAAUUUCUAGUAAUAAUUGUUCAACACUACUUACUGGUUUGAUUGAUGACCAAGUUACUAAUUUCCACAAGUUUCUAUUUUUGUAAUAUGCUUACGUUAAUGAAUGGAUGGUAAUAAGCAUCAAGGUGGUGAAGUAAACAUGAUGGAGAAGAAAAGAGAAGUGGUGGUGGCAAUUUCAAAUGUGGGUGAACUAGAGAGCCAUGACCAAGAUCAUGAUCAUGGGUUGAAAGUGUUUGAAUCUUAUGAAAAAGAGCUUGCUUCAAAGUCAACACCUUUAAACUGUGCUUCUCCUGACAUAAGGUUCACCCCAAGCCCAAAUACACCCCCUCAAGUUCCUGCUACAAAUGAAAACCUUACCACGAGAAAAACUCUCCGAAGAUCUGUGUAUUCUAAACCCAAAUCAAGGUUUGUAGAACAAUCUUACCCUAUUGAUGAGACCCUUUUAGAAGAGAAUGUUACUUGUCCAAAUUCGCAAGAACAAUCAGCUGUUACUUCACCUUAUAGGAACUCUUAUUCACCUAGAACACCUUUAAGGGCAUCUCCAGGUUCUUCUUCCGGUGAAGAUCCUGACGAAGUCAUUUAUAGGAAAGUUGAAUUUAGUAAAUCCCAGCAUAAGAGACUAGCGACUAAGGUUUUGAUCGAAUUGUUCAUGUUUGUGUGCGUUGUGGGUGUCUUGUUGGCUAGCUUAACAAUUGAGGAACUGAAAAGGAUACAUAUUUGGAGUUUAGGGCUUUGGAGGUGGUGUAUGCUUGUGAUGGUGACAUUUUUUGGCUUGUUAGUUACCAAAUGGUUCAUGCACAUUGUUGUUUUCUUGAUUGAAAUGAACUUUUUGUUGAAGAAAAAGGUGCUUUAUUUUGUCCAUGGGUUGAAGCAAUGUGUCCAGGUUUUCAUUUGGAUCAGUUUGGUUCUCCUUACAUGGGUACUUUUUAUCAAUCACGAGGUCCAGCGAUCUAAAUUAGCCGCAAGGUUUUUGAAUGAUGUAACAUGGACUCUUGUUUCCCUUCUCAUUGGAGCAUUUUUGUGGGUUAUAAAGACAUUGUUGCUAAUGAUUUUGGCAUCAAAUUUCCAUGUCAAAUCUUUCUUUGAUCGAAUUCAAGAAUCGAUCUUUCAUCAAUAUGUUCUACAGAUGCUGUCUGGGCCUCCACUAAUGGAAGAGGCUGAGAAAAUCGGCAGAUCUCAAGGUGUUGGCCGUUUUAGUUUCGGGAGUACAACUGUUAAAGGUUGCACAAAGAAAGAGGUUAUUGAUAUGGCACAGCUUCACAACAUGAAGCAAGAGAAAGUCUCCGCGUGGACCAUGAAGAUUUUGGUAGACGCAGUGAUGAAUUCAAGGCUGUCCACAAUCUCUAAUUCACUUGAUGAAAGUUUUUAUGAUGUAAAAAAUGAACGGACUGGUAAAGAAAUUACUAAUGAGAUGGAAGCAACUGCUGCUGCCUAUUAUGUUUUCAAGAAUGUUGCUGCUUCCCCUUGUUGCAAGGACAUUGAUGAGAAUGAACUUCGUAGAUUCAUGAUUAAGGAUGAAGUUCCUUUUGUAUUUCCCCUACUGGCCCAGGCAGAUACAGGGCUAAUUACCAAAAAGUCUUUAGCAGAUUGGGUGUUAAAGGUUUAUCAAGAACGUAAAGCACUGGCGCAUGCCUUAUGCGACACAAAAACAGCUGUUAAACAAUUAAACAAGCUUGUGACAGGGGUGUUGGUAGUGGUGAGCAUAGUAGUGUGGCUUCUUCUAAUGGAGAUUGCAACAACAAAAGUACUUGUAUUCCUCUCAUCACAGCUAGUACUAGCGGGGUUCAUGUUUGGAAACACGUGCAAGAAUAUAUUUGAAGCCAUCAUCUUCGUCUUUGUAAUGCAUCCAUUCGAUGUUGGCGAUCGUUGUGUUGUAGAUGGUGUUGAGCUAUUGGUUGAAGAAAUGAAUAUAUUGACAACAGUAUUCUUGAAGCUUAAUAAUGAAAAGGUGUAUUAUCCAAACUCUGUCCUCGCCACUAAACCGAUUAGCAAUUAUUACAGAAGCCCAAAUAUGGCUGAAGGUAUAGAGUUCUCGGUUGAUUUUACGACACCAGCAGAGAAAAUUGGAGCAUUGAAAGAAAAAAUAACGAGGUACGCGGAGAGGAAUCCACAAUACUGGCAUCCUAAUUUCAGCUUGGUAGUAAUAGAGAUUGAAAAUGUAAAUAAGAUUAAGAUGGGUCUUUAUGUUACUCACACAAUGAACUUUCAAGAGUUUGGAGAGAAGGUGAAUAGGAAAAGUGAACUAGUGAUGGAAGUUAAAAGAAUAUUUGAAGAGCUCAAUAUCAGAUACAGCCUUCUUCCACAAGGUGUUCAUCUCAGACACAUAGAACCUGACACAAGUUCUCUCAAAUGAUGACUGCAUCGUAUGUGCUCCUUUUGUUUCUUUGGUUUGUCGAUUCAUGAGUUAUAGUAUGAGUGUUGAGACUGGUUCAAUAUAAAUAGAGUGAAAAUAAAGGCCUUAACAGAGAGUGUUGGCAAUACUUAUGUACCAACCUUGUAGUGGAACCAAUGUAAAAUUUCGUCCUAAGGUUGAACUUCUUCCCUUGAGUCUGUCUGUCUGUCUAUACACGUUGACUUUAUUAUCUGUUUUAUUUUUAGAGGUUGCAUGUGUAUUGAUCGAUAAAUGAUAAAAUAUAUAAGUUGUUCUGAGGUUAA